Messenger RNA from Aricia agestis (brown argus), 2442 nucleotides. Its product is annotated as cytochrome b5 reductase 4. The record is from RefSeq and is a predicted model, not a curated record. Gene Ontology annotation, molecular function: oxidoreductase activity; heme binding. The transcript has 11 exons. Gene Ontology annotation, biological process: superoxide metabolic process; generation of precursor metabolites and energy. Lineage: Eukaryota; Metazoa; Arthropoda; Insecta; Lepidoptera; Lycaenidae. The coding region runs from base 256 to 2214 and encodes 652 amino acids. Gene Ontology annotation, cellular component: endoplasmic reticulum.
UUGUGCUUGUUGCACAUCGCAAAAUUUUAUUUUUGUAAUUUAAAUUUAAUUAUGAAUAGAGUUUUUUUAAACAUAUUAUUAUACACCACGUGUAUGGACGUGAUGGACACACAAAGUUGAAGGCCCGUGAAAUUAUUGACUUUGUACCAGAGACAUUCCAUAAUCUCGCUAUUUCCGAGUUCUUACGAGUGUUAAAAUAUUUUGGUGAACUGGAAAAAUUUAAGGAUUGAUGAAUAGCUUCGUGGGCUGGUCACAAUGUCGGACGCAAGCGAAGACAAGAAGCGCGUCAAACCCAACAUAACGCUCCCCGAAGUCCUGUGUACGGACCACACAGACUACACAGAGACCAUCCAAACUAACACCAUCCCGUCUUCGGACUCCAAGCUAUCCCUGCCAUCUAAACUUGGCACACCCACUUCCCCCUUGAAAAUAUCGACUCCUUUGUCUUUGCCGACUUCCCCCACUCCGUUUAUAAAGACCUCUCUAAAUACGCGAUCCAACAGGUCUCUAGAUGAGCCCACUCAACCUUCAGAUGAAAAGAAGCUCUCCGGCUCGGCUACAGGCAACCCCCGCAACAAGUGCGCGCUGCAGCCUGGUCACAGUCUCAUGGACUGGAUCCGGCUCGGCAACUCCGGCAAGGACCUCACCGGCGUGGGCGGACGCCUUCGGCCAGUUUCUCCGGUCGAGCUAGCUGCACAUAACACACAGAAGGACGCAUGGUUAGCGAUAAGAGGGCGAGUCUACAAUAUCACACACUAUUUACCUUAUCAUCCUGGAGGUCCGGAAGAACUAAUGCGGGGUGCCGGUAUCGAUGCUACAGAAUUAUUCAAUAAAGUCCACGCGUGGGUAAACUACGACUCGCUCCUGGCCAAGUGCCUCGUGGGACCACUGAGAUACGACGUCCCAGACGCCGAGGAACUCUUUGACACCGCCAGCAUAAAAUCCGACCGCCUUCAGCCUUCCAAAGCCCAGGAGUUAGUUAGGAAAUCAAUGGAGAACAUAGCCAAUUGCAUAACGCCGGUGCGGAAAAAAAUCACGGCGAAGAGCGAAGAGAAUGUCAAAGGGAGUCCGCCCAGCAAAAUCAUGCAGAGUCUGAUCAUGUCCAGCGAUUUACCGGUCUCGAUAAGCCGGAGAGCCGCCUUUUCCCCGCUUAAAUCGGAAAAAACAAAGGACGCUCCGCCCCAAUUGAGGUUUGAUUGGAUUCAAACUUCGGCCAAGAUUACCCUGUCAAUUUAUACGGGCGCCCUGUCGAACCCGGGCGGCUGUGCGAGCUUAAACGACGGUGUCCUCUUAAUAGAAAUAGUGACGAAUGGCUGGCUGAGAACUGUCAAGUUGAUUCCCGAGGAGCGACUGAAGGAGCCUUUACAGUUGAGGGUGUAUUCCGAAAGUGGGAAAAUUGAGGUGAUAGCGCUAAAAGAGGAAUCCAAAGUGUGGAAGAACUGCGGCACCACCUCGUUCAGCGUGCCCGUCCACUUCCAAACCCCUCGCUCCAUGAAGUGUCGGGUGAUGCACACCGCGCCGGUGUCGCACGACACCACGUUGUUGGUGCUGGCGCCCUGUGCUGGGCCAGUGCUGGUGCCGCUGGGACACCAUGUGCGAGUGCAUGCUACUAUUGAUGACACGGAAUGCGUUCGCUCCUACACCCCCAUCGGGGACCACUGGGACAGCUUCGGCAGCGAGCUGAGCGCCCUCAAGCUGGCGGUGAAGCGGUACGAGGCGGGCGUAAUGUCCACACACCUGACCGCGCUGAGGCCGGGGGACGCCCUCACCGUGUCCGGGCCCUACGGCAACAUGGAGCUGCAGAAGUUGAAACAAGUGAAGACGGCGUUGUUCAUAGCCGCCGGCACCGGUAUAACGCCCAUGUUGGGUCUGCUUCGGUUCGUCUUGUCGAGAACUAACCCUAAAUGUGAGCGGAUACACUUGCUGUUCUUCAAUAAGACGGAAAAGGAUAUCAUAUUCAGAGAAAAAUUCGAAGAGUUGAGGCUACAAGACGAAAGAUUCAACGUCGUGCACGUAUUAUCAAACGAGCCUUCCUGGGAAGGGCAUAGAGGAAGAAUUUCGACGGAAAUUCUCAAGGAGGUUAUAGAUAAAGAGACUAACAGUGAGUACUACAUCGCAUGUCUGUGCGGCCCUACGGAGUUCACUCAUACUGGAGUGGAUUUGCUGAAGAAAUGCGGCUUGAAUGAGGACCGCAUACAUGCGUUCAUUGGUUAACGGCCUUGUAACUUAAAAAAAAGUUUGUGUUACAGUAAAAUCGUAAAUACCGCUAGAUUUUAAAAUUCCUUUGUGAUUAUGAAUAGUUUGUUUGUGAUUUUUAUUUGAUUUCGUUUAAAUCUUAGACCUUAUAAAUAAAUAACCCUACCAUUAUAAAAUCGUCGCUGGUUUAGGUUAAAAUUGAGGCUCUGUUUUUUAAUUAAGUAACAGUAAGUAAUUUAUCGUGUA